This is a messenger RNA of Clonostachys solani, 789 nucleotides long. The record is from the annotation of a GenBank genome assembly. Lineage: Eukaryota; Fungi; Ascomycota; Sordariomycetes; Hypocreales; Bionectriaceae.
AUGGUGCUUGCAGUCAUCCCGGUCCCUAGGAGUGACUUUACAGUAGAAGAAGAAAUACUUCAAACACUUUUUAAUCAAGAUGAUUCAUCCCCUGCCAGGGCAGUGGAGAGGAUCGUAGAACGCGGCAUGGAGUUGGCAGAGAGUGCAGAGAACCCACAGCGUCGAAUAUCGAAUCACGCCUAUUACAUCGCGUGCGGCAUUCUCCGUUUCGCCAUGAGCACGCCACAUGAUCAACAAUCAAAAUUGAUUGAAUUUUUGUUGCUCCUUUCCAAAGAAACUGCCCCAGAUACUCAGAAUGCCGGUGUGCUCAAGUGUUUGGAAAUAGAUGCAGUUCUUUGGACAGACAUUCCCUAUGUGAUUAUUGUCUGGCGUGAUUACGUCCACGGUUACGUUCCCGAACAAAUCACAGAGCACAUUAAUAUUGGUGCUACGCUAGCCAGUGAAAGAUUCUAUGCCUUUCUUGCCCAGCUCUCAGAACUGGGCUUCUAUAAAUUGAACGAAACCGUCAGCUGGUGCUAUGAUGCUGUGGCUGGCACCGUCGAUUUUCCAACAGGGGAUCUUGGAGAAGAUGAGAUCCGUCUGCUGUGUCUGUGGCUCAUCUACGCGCCCAACAAACUCCGACAAGAUGCUCUGCUAAGAAGAGAAGAUAGGCCCGCCCCGUUUAGGCCAGAAUUUUGGGACCUAUGGAAAAAGAUUUUGGUCGAGUACCAGGAUAAAUAUGAGGAUAAUGACACCCAAGACUUAAUCUUCAGGGCUCAAGCAAGCAUGGCGAGUGUUGAAAAUCAAUAA